AACUUAAUUAAGAUUGACUAAGACUGACUAUCAUUUCUUGUCCAUCACUUCCUGUAGUGGAAGUACAGAGAGCAGUAUGAACGUGCCAAGUCGAAGUACACCGCAGUGCUGGAUACCCCUGAUUACCAAGUUGCCAAGCGCAGCAAGCAGAUCAGCGAUAUCAUUUAUAAGAUGGAACACAACAAGACCAAAGCGACAAGUUACACUCUUGGACAUGACACUCCCAUGAGCCAGCACAUGAAGAAGGUCAAGGAGAUCACCAGCAAUCUGAAAUACAAGGAAGUGUAUGAAAGAAACAAGGCUCACAUCAACAUGGCACCUGACGCUCACGACAUUCGUGCCGCCAAGGAAGCCUACAAGAACAUCAGCAAUCUUGACUACAAGAAGAAGUAUGAGGCCACCAAGAACAAAUGGAUCUGGACUGUGGACAGACCUGAUUUCGUCCAUGCUGCGAAGAACAGCUUCCAGCAGAGUGAUGUUGA
Molecule: messenger RNA, 482 nt
Organism: Sinocyclocheilus rhinocerous
Lineage: Eukaryota; Metazoa; Chordata; Actinopteri; Cypriniformes; Cyprinidae
Product: nebulin-like
Exons: 5
Biological process (GO): cardiac muscle thin filament assembly
Cellular component (GO): Z disc
Molecular function (GO): actin filament binding
Source: RefSeq, a predicted model, not a curated record